CACGACUCACGGAGCGUUGCACCAAUCCAAGACAGAUACUACUGCAUUAAAUGAGCCACACGCACCUGUACCGCAGAAGCCAAGUUCUCCUCCAGCAGUACUACGCUUUCGGACCCUGCUUGUUUUUAUAAGUUAUCAAGUAGCCAUCUUGGUUGCUGUUAUAAUCCUGUAUUCCUUCGCCUGUCGCUCUCUCUUACAUCAGUCGGCAUUUGUUUAUCAGACAAACGUGACAAUCCUCAGCUACAAGCUUCCGACAAUUGCACCGAUUUCUAUCGUCCCUGUACUUCUUGCUGUAAGCGUAAGCUUAUGGUGGGGUGCUAUUGAUAGUACAUUCCGUCGGCUUCAACCAUUCCUCGCUCUUGUAGAGCAACCUACAGCAUUUGCAAGAGGACCGGCUCUCUCUUAUCAAACGACUUACUGGGCCGCCGCAGCUUUGAAAGCUGUGUAUAACAAACACUGGUUGCUUUCGUUAGUUACUAUUGGAACAUCAUUAUCCCCUGUUCUAACCAUUGCGAUGUCCGCACUCUUCGAGAGUGGAGAAGGUAGCAUGUUGCAGAGCAUGGAAGUAGUACGGAAUCUUGAGUUGCGUACUGUUCCUAUGCUUUGGGUGCUACCAGUCUCCUAUGAUCCCCAUCGUGGUAGAACCGAGGCGUCGGAUGCCAUAAGCAACCUUUAUUCUAACCUGGCCACAAAUUGGCUGUACACUGCUACUAUUCAACUGUCACUUAACGGUCCACAGCCACCGUGGAGUCGAGAAGGCUGGAGUUUCGUGCCUGUUGACCUCUCAGAGCUGCAAAACGCCAGCAUCACAGAAAACUCGGCAGGUUCCUCCGUCAUGCCCACUAUGAACGUUUCUCUGUACACGCCUGCAAUUCGCGCUCGCCUUGAAUGCAACCCGUACGAAGGACUCGACAAUGUAUCAUCAUGGCUAACUCCCUACAAUAUGAGCGACCCCAAGUGGAACGCCGAUAUCAACCCGCAUAAUGGUAGCACAAAUGAUACGGCUGCUAAUAUGGUGCUCGGUUACUGGUCACCACAAAUUGGGGAGCAGCACACUUUCGAUUGGGUAGCGGCCCCGCUAAAUCUCUCGACUAAGUGGUUCUACGGCCAUGAAAGCUCACAAGUUAAAGGCGAUCGGGAUAUUUGGAUCUACGAUGAUGUUCCUAAAGUGGUCGCUUUACACUGCAUUCCAGUCAUUGAGAAAGCUUCUGCCCACGUAACAGUGGAUCGUUGGUCAGGCCGCGUCCAAUCAUAUUCAAUAGAGGACGAGCUACAAAACGCAGGAGAAGCAUGGGCUGAAGUUUUCGCAUGGCAUCGAUCUAUCAAUGAAUUAAUCGAAAACUCCAGCGGGCAUGGGGCAUUGAAGAGCAACAUCACAGUUAGUUACGGCAUUUUGUUCCAGUAUGCUCUAAUCGAGGCCGCACAUCUCAACGUGCUAGGCGGUAUUCCAAUCGGCGUUACAGAAGUUAACUACCCUAUGGGCUGGGGAUCAGAAGACCUCAACGACAACACAUUCAAUUUUCGCGACCGAACCCAAGGCCUCAAUCUCGAUUUCAUGACAUACGCUAUGUACUGCCUUGCAGGAAAGGACCCACAAGCUUUGCUGGAUCCAGCUCUACUGGAGCGCUAUGCACAGACGGCACUUUCAACGUUCUUCCAGCACUUUGUCAGCGGCAAUUUAUCUUCCAGCUCUACCACCGCAACACACAAUGACGAUGUCGGAUCAUGGGCCUAUCAGAUUAUCAACACCACCCUGCCGACAGACAUUGGGGAGGAGUUUUCAAGUGGUCCAGACUCGAUCAGCGCUGAUGCGGGUUCGCACGCGCCGGUCUCGCACACCAACCGCACUGCCAUUGUCACGGUGGAGACACCAAUCGAGCUGCUCAAAAUGAAUGCCGUGGCCGUGUGGCUGAGCAUAUCAGUUCUCGCAUGGCUGAUCGUCACGACCAUAGUCGUCGCCGCACUGCAGAGCCGUUAUUUACGCAAAUUGAACAGGAACAGUAUCGAUUGCAUUGCGGACGUCCUUGUUUUAGUAGUCGGCAGCGAUAAGCUCCUACAGCUCGUAAGGGAAAGGGGGCCAGAGGGGACAAGAGGCGAGAAAGAUGUUAAGGCUAAGCUCGAUUGGUUCGUUAAUAGUAGCGGGCAACGUAGGUGGGGCAUUGAGGUCGUCGAUAGGGAGUAG
This is a messenger RNA of Aplosporella prunicola CBS 121167, 2182 nucleotides long. Lineage: Eukaryota; Fungi; Ascomycota; Dothideomycetes; Botryosphaeriales; Aplosporellaceae. The record is from the annotation of a RefSeq genome assembly.